Drosophila sulfurigaster albostrigata is the source of this 1732-nucleotide messenger RNA. RefSeq names its product golgin subfamily A member 4-like. The transcript has 2 exons. The record is from RefSeq and is a predicted model, not a curated record. Lineage: Eukaryota; Metazoa; Arthropoda; Insecta; Diptera; Drosophilidae. The coding region runs from base 38 to 1732 and encodes 564 amino acids.
UCUUGGCUAUUGGAAAUCAAUUAAUGAGGACCUUAUAAUGACAGAAAAUUUACUUGAAGGGCGCAAGCAACUGGAGAACAGUUCUGCUAAUUUAAAAAUAGAACAAAACAAUAAUCAGACUGAAAAUUUGCAGGAAUUACUACCCGAUUUCAAACAAAGCAAGGAAGAUAAAAUUCGCAUGGAGACGGAAGCUAUCAGCCAGACUGCCACAUCUGAUAAUCAAGAACAUAAAAUAACACAAUUUGUUCUGCAAUUACUUGGUGAUCUCAAAGGCCAAGAGGAACUUCAUUUAAGCGAAGUAAAAGAGCUUCGUAAGGAGCUGGAAGAAAAGGAUAACAUAUGCAAUCAGUUAAAACUUGAGAUAUCCCAAGUUCGAGAAAACCCAACAUUUUAUGAUCUUAAAAGUCACGAAGAACGUCAUUCACGAGAAGUAAAAGAUCUUCGCACACAGCUGGAAUUAAAUGAUAAUGUAAAUCAGAAGUUAACAAAUGAAGUGUUCACUGUGCGGAAAAAUUUUAUUCAAAUGCGCAAGCAAUUGCUUAACGACCUCAAAAGUAGAGAAGAAUGUCAUUUACGAUACGUAAACGAGCUUCGUGAAGAGUUAAAAGCAAAAGAAAAUAAUCUUAAAGAUCAAGAUGAACGCCAUUCACGAGAAGUAAACAAACUUCGUGAGGAUCUGGAUGUAAGGGAUAACAAAUGCCAGGAGCUAGAACUUAAGGUAUCGCAAGUUCGUGAAAACCCUGAAUUUAUUAAAAUGCGACAGCAAUUACUUGAUGAUCUUAAAGGUCAAAAAGAACAUCAUUCACAGGAAGUAAAAGAGUUUCGAAAGGAGAUGAAAAUAAAUGAUAAUAAGUGUCAUCAGUUAACAAAUGAAGUUUUCGAUGUGCGGAAAAACUUUAUUCAAAUGCGAGAACAAUUACUUAAUGAUCAAAAAAGUCAAGAAGGACGUCAUUUACAAGAAGUAAAAGAGCUUCGCUUGGAGUUAGAAUCAAAGGAUAAUAAUCUUAAAGAUGCAGAAGAACAUCAUUUGCGAGAAGUAACAGAGCUUCGCAAGGAGCUGAAAAUAAAUGUUAAUAUGCGACAGCAAUUACUUGAUGAUCUUAAAGGUCAAAAAGAACAUCAUUCAAGGGAAGUAACAGAGCUUCGCAAGGAGCUGAAAAUAAAUGUUAAUAUGUGUCAGCAGUUAACGAAUGAAGUCUUCGAGAUGCAACAAAGUCUUGAAAAUCAAGAACAACGUCAUUUACUAGAAAUAAACGAGAAGCAUAUGGAGCUGGAGUCUAAAGACAGCUUAUGUCAACUGUUGAAGCUUAAAUUGUCUCAAGCGCAAGAAAAUCCUGAAUUUCUUCAAAUGCGAAAGCAAUUACUUGAUGAACUUGAAAGCCAAGAAGAACUUCACUUGGUCGAAGUAAAUAAGCUUCGUAAGGAACUGGAGGCUAAGGAUACAAUAUGCCAUCAGUUAAAAUCAACAGUUAAAGAAAAUGCUGAGUCUAUUCAUAUGCGACAACAAUUAAUGGAUAAUCUCAAAGAUCAAGAAGAACGUCAUUUACGAGAAAUAAGUGACCUUCGCAAGGUGCAGGAGGACAAAGAUAAAUUAUGCUUGGAGAAAGAUCAGGAAGCAGCUCAACUUCGAGAUCGUCUUAACUUCAACAUGUCUUGUCCCAUAUAUAUGGAGCUGCCUGUACUACGCGUAAUAAAUUUCGACAGUACAAAUGAGCCAAUAAACAAUUUAUAA